Messenger RNA from Lodderomyces theae, 1272 nucleotides. RefSeq lists its product as uncharacterized. Lineage: Eukaryota; Fungi; Ascomycota; Pichiomycetes; Serinales; Debaryomycetaceae. The record is from RefSeq and is a predicted model, not a curated record. Gene Ontology annotation, molecular function: hydrolase activity, acting on carbon-nitrogen (but not peptide) bonds, in linear amides. The coding region runs from base 1 to 1272 and encodes 423 amino acids. The transcript has a single exon.
AUGCCUGCAGAACCUAUCCGUUACGUUACAAAAGUCGACCUCGCCAAACCUGGCCGCGAACAACCGCAGGUGCACAACAGGUGGCACCCAGAUGUUCCCUUUUCUGAGACCAUACAUCCUGGUGAAACGGUAAAAAUAGAGUGUUUGGACUGGACAGGAAACCAAAUCAAGAAUGAUGAUUCUGCUGAUGACAUUUUGAAUGUGGAUCUCUCGGCAAUCCACUACUUAUCAGGACCAUUCAAUAUUGAGGGAGCUGAGCCGGGAGAUGUUUUGGUGGUUGAAAUCAAAGACGUGCAACCAUUGGAAAGACAGCCUUGGGGUUAUUGUGGAAUCUUCCACAAAAAGAACGGUGGUGGGUUCCUAGACAAGUUCUAUCCGGAGGCUGCAAAGGCGAUUUUUGAUCUUGAAGGUAUCCAUGCAACCUCGAGGCAUAUUCCACAUACCAAAUUCACCGGUUUGAUUCACCCUGGUAUAAUGGGCACAGCUCCAUCCCUUGAAGUUUUGAAUGAAUGGAACAAAAGAGAAAUGGGGUUGAUUGAUAGUAUCCAACACCAACAUGAUACCGCGGUAGCACUACCACCUUUGGAGCUAAACGCACAUUCCGGUAGUGCCACUGGAGACCUUGCUGGGCGUAUCGCAAAAGAAGGUGCUAGAACAAUUCCUGGAAGACCAGAAAAUGGGGGCAAUUGCGAUAUCAAAAACUUGUCAAGAGGCUCCAAGUGCUACUUUCCUGUGUAUGUCAAGGGUGCAAAGUUUUCCAUUGGCGACUUGCACUUUUCCCAAGGUGAUGGUGAAAUCUCAUUUUGUGGAGCGAUUGAAAUGCCAGGAGUGGUAUCGAUUAAUACAUCUGUGAUUAAAGGUGGAAUGAAGAAACUUUCCAUAAAGAGUCCAAUUUUCACUCCAGGUGAUGUUCAAAAUCAUUACGGUCCGUCAAGAUAUUUGACUUUUGAAGGUUUUUCUGUUGAUGAAGAAGGUGAUCAGAAAUACCUUUGUGCGACUACGGCUUACAGGCAAUCAUGUAUCAGAGCCAUUGAAUACUUGAGGAAGUUUGGUUACAAUGAUUAUCAGAUUUACUUGUUGUUGUCAUCGGCGCCAAUUGAAGGUCACAUUGCUGGAGUGGUUGACGUACCAAAUGCCUGUACAACACUUGGUAUUCCAAUGGAUAUAUUUGACUUUGACAUCAGUCCAGAAGGAAGCUUAAAGUCGUACGACAUGGGUAAUUGUGCGUUGGUCACUAAUGCCGACCAAAAACUUACAUAUGACUUCAAGUGA